CUUUUUUUCGUUUGAAGACGCGUUUUUGUAGUGAGCUUCGAAUUUAUGAGAUUUUUCGUGAAUUCCGAGUCCCGUGAUUCUUUAGCACAUCCUUAUUUUGGCCAAAGCACGGUAAAAAUUGUUCAUAGCUCAGUUCAUCACAGCCACGGUGAAGUGGUCGCAAUCGUAAUCGCAAUGGAAGAGUUAAAGCCGUCCGGAGGAUGGUCCAAAAAAUGGAUCAAGGUUUUCUUCUGCAUGAUCUGUACCAUGCUUUGUUACUUGGGCGUACUGUUGUUAACGAUCGGGUCGGUAGGCAGAAUACAGUAUGAACAGCUGGAUAUUCUCAUGGAUAUACGAAUGUACCGAAUGGUUUUGUUCCUGAUGUUGGUAGCUACACUGUGUCUGGUACUAGCAUUCAUAGGAUUCCUCGGCAUUUGGAGAGAAAACCGUCCUGUAUUGUAUACGUUCUGUUUGCUGCUGAUCGUUUUUUCGCUAAUGGAAAGUACAGUAGCUUUUCUUGGGUACACACAAAAAUACAGCAUGGAAAUGGAAAUGGAAACCAAGCUGUGGUUUUCCGUAAAUCGGUAUUCACUCGACGUCAGUAUGCAACCUUACGUGGAUACGUAUCAAACACAGCUCAAGUGUUGCGGAGUCCACAACUACACCGAUUGGCUUGCGGCUCUACCUCCAGAUGAUUACACCUUGAACGAUGAGGAUCUGAUAACGCAGCUUGUUCCUCUUUCCUGCUGUGAUCUUGAGGAUACAACGAAAUGUACAAUCUAUGAUGCCGGUUGCCAUACCCGUCUGUAUGACAUUUUUUACGAUACGGGCAAAACGGUAAUCAUUAACACGCUAAUAACGGUGCUGUUACAGCUUUGUGGGGCUGCAUUAGGGUUCUUUUUAGUACGUAAGCUGAGAAUGUUUACAUUCAUGGAUGAAGAGCUGUUCCACGCGGAAAAGCACAACCCAUUUGCGUAUUCCAAAAUGCAAAGCACAACUCUAUCGAGCGAAAAAUUGUGAAGUUCAAGUGUUAGCAUAGCGGUACAACGCCUUAUAUUUUUAGUCAUAAGCUAGCUUUGGCCGUUUGUGAAACAUCAAACCUUCAAACAGUACCGUAAAAAGUUUAUCAGUUUGAGCCUUAUGAUAAGACACAAACGAUAAUGUACUUCAUUGUUCAUGUGUGUUAGUAUUACUUAUAUCUACGUUUGGGGUGGCAGAUUUUGAAUUAUUCACUCCAUAUAGAAACCCCUCGUUUCCUUCCAUUGAUUGUUCAGCUAAUAAACUGCAUGAA
Anopheles moucheti is the source of this 1270-nucleotide messenger RNA. RefSeq names its product tetraspanin-3-like. The transcript has 6 exons. Gene Ontology annotation, cellular component: membrane. Lineage: Eukaryota; Metazoa; Arthropoda; Insecta; Diptera; Culicidae. The record is from RefSeq and is a predicted model, not a curated record. Bases 46 to 999 code for a protein of 317 amino acids.